ACACAGCUUCGAUUUCUGUUUGUCGCAUUUCUCGCAUUCAUUCGCUGGGUCCCCCUCGUCCUUGGAUCUCCUCCCACCCAGUCCUUAUCAAGAACCCGACCCGGAGAAGCAAGAAUUGGUCGGUGGAGCGCCGAGAUUGUAAUCCCCUUGAAGAAGCUUGUUCUUUCAACUGGGCCGAUGGCUUUGAGAGAGGGGUUCUUCCUUCUUAUGCUUAUUAUUACCUGGGCAAGUACUGAUGCUAGAAGCUCAGUGAACUUUGAUAUUAUGGCAACAGAAAUUGGCACUGGAACACCUCAAAGCCGAAGUAAAAUAUCAAAGGCAGUCAAAGGAAAUGAUCAAUUGUGCACAUUAUGUGAGAACUUUACUGCACAGGCUACACAAUAUAUUGGUGAAAACAAGACUCAAACUGAGUUACUUGAAACCCUUCAUCAAGCAUGUUCUGAGAUGAAGCCUUUCGAGGAGCAGUGCAUUCUGUUAGUGGACUUCUAUGCAUCUCUUUUCUUUGCCGAGAUCUCUAAGAUACACCCAGAAGAGUUCUGCAAAAAAUUUGAUCUUUGUGAGGAGAUGGAUUCUAUUAAUCUGCGAACAAGUGAUGAUUCCUGCUCCCUUUGUCAUGAUGUUGUUGCUAAAGUAUUUAUCAAACUCAAAGAUCCUGACACUCAGUUUGAGGUAAUUAAGAUGCUUCUUAAGGAAUGCAAUGAGGUGGAGAAUUAUGUCAAAGAGUGCAAGAAGCUGGUCCUCCAGUAUGGCCCUCUGAUCCUGGUCAAUGGUGAAAAAUUCCUGGAGAACACAGAUGUUUGUACUGCCAUCCAUGCAUGCAAGACCAGCAAAGUGGAACUCAUCAGCACUGUUUUGGUGGCAGAAUAUUAGUUCAUAUAAUAUAAGAAAUGAUGUAUUGCAUUAACUCCUAUUAACUGACACUGGAUGAUGAUGUGUUGGUAGCAUUCACAGGCAGUCUUUAUAUGCUGUAGCUCAUUGCUUGAUGAAUCAUGAACCAUGUUGGUUGUUGUCUAUUCUAUGGAGAUAUCUAUUAUCUGUUAUGCCA
Molecule: messenger RNA, 1045 nt
Organism: Musa acuminata AAA Group (dessert banana)
Lineage: Eukaryota; Viridiplantae; Streptophyta; Magnoliopsida; Zingiberales; Musaceae
Exons: 6
Coding region: 178-870 (230 amino acids)
Biological process (GO): lipid metabolic process
Source: RefSeq, a predicted model, not a curated record